UGAGGUGAACCGCAGUGCUGAUAGAACAACAGCCGGUGUUUGAUAGUACCAUCAUCAUCCUCCCGUCAUCAUUCGUUCAGGCCCCUAGGACGAAUCGAAGAUCAAACGGAUUGCGGUUCUGUUUAGAGAACACAACCGUUGUGUGACCGUUUUUUUCGGUUUGGUCGCGGGCCCUCAUCAUCCACCAGUUGGUUGCCUACUUUAGCAGUAGAACUCUGGUACAACCCGGCGGCAGACAACGUUGCAAUUUCGUGAAGCAUCAUAAUUGAUUGGCGCGUGGUCUUUACCUGGUUCGGUUCUAUUUUGGGGUCGUGUUGAUAGGUCUUUGGGGACCAGAAGCAAGUGAAAAGUGUUUGUUACCUUUAGCCGCUCUCGUUGGUUUCCGUAAGCCAACACAGGAAGAACAUUUCUGAGAGACUUGGUGCGCUGGAAUUUGGGAUAAGUGUGAAACUUCUUUCUGCCUGACUCGUGAUACUAUUUGCCGCGCUACAGCUUUGCAUAUCUCCAUUUCCCGAGGAUUUCACCUGGAAUAAUCCCUCCCGAUUCCCUGGCAGCAGUUAAGCUAAGCAUCCCGCAAAAUCACCCACAUCGGAUCUAAAAUGAAACUAAUUGCUGCUAACCGUCGUAGCCGGCCAGCUGCAAGCAUCUAUGCCACAGUCUCGAUGCUGGCGAUGUUUGGGUGCAUGAUGCUGAUGCUGCUGGUUCACGUAUGCGAUGCAGAUCCUGCUCUAGAAACCAACGGCCUUUACGGGGGAGACGAUAAACAUAGCAACGACAAGCGGCCGUUCUUCGUGGGCAGCCGUUACGGUCGUUCGCACGUGUACGGCAAGGACCUCCGGCAGGUCAACGUGGUCCCGCGGAAUGAUCGAUUCUUUCUAGGAUCUCGCUACGGUAAACGGGCGGACCCACUGAACAAGGAAAUCGAAACCGACAACAAUAACGGAGCGGAACUGACCUAUCUGGCUUGUCUCCAUACCGGGGUGUCGAAUCUGUACCGAUGCUAUGGCAAGGAACGUGACUUCUCCCUUAGUGGACAAACAAUCCAGCAAAUGAGUGAUAGUUUGGAUUCGCCCGACCAGUAAGAUGGAAAAUGCUGCUGACCAUGAGGCUACCCACCAAGGAACAUGAUAAUGAAUAAUUUGACUGAUAAAAAAGAUGCCAAGGAACAAUACGAAUGGAAAUAAAGUGAGCGGAAGAAAGAAAGAGAGAGAUAGUUGAAAGCAAUGAAGUUUUACGUUUGACCCCUUGAAAAGACAACUUUGCAGCAAAACACGGCACCGUGAGCUUUGGUUCUGGUUUCGUCGAACGAAAAUUAAAUUGUUUGGAGCUGCAAGGAGCGAGUUAUUUACUACGUUUUUCCCAAAUUCCUGUUGAUUCUUUUUGCUUGAGUACCUACUUUGUGCUCCAGACAAUUACUAAGGCUGGGUGGUUUUUGUUUGACGAACUGCGGGCCGUGCCGCGUUUUCCUCCAGCAAAAUUGAUCAAAAAUUCAUUUCGAUGAGUAUUUUCGUUGUAUUUAUUAUCAACAAAAUGAGAAGAAGCAAAUAAAGCACAAACAAAUGCGUACUGACUGUGGUUAGCUUAGUUAUGUAUUGAAUAUGUACACGUUUAUGUAGCUGAUAUUUUUGAAAAUUGUUGCAAAUAAAUGAAAAAAAAAGAUUGGAAAGCUUACAUUGAAAACAAUUUCUAUACUACCUAGCGCACCCACACCUAAAAGUUGAAUGUGAUUGCACGAUUAAAAAUCAAAAAAGAAAAUUCAUCAUACCCUGUCUACAACAGUAAAAAAUAACGAGAUGUAAAUGAACGAUUUUAAGAAAUAAAACAAUGCUACCUGUAUCGGCACCGUUCUUGUGUAGGCAUAAGGAAACAACAAAACCAAACCGAGUGGCACCCCACGAAAUCAUGCAAGGUAACAACAAACCAAAAAAAAAAUCCACAAAGAAAUGUAAAUAAAAUUUAACGCUUC
Uranotaenia lowii is the source of this 1966-nucleotide messenger RNA. RefSeq names its product RYamide neuropeptides. NCBI's taxonomy places the organism in Eukaryota, Metazoa, Arthropoda, Insecta, Diptera, Culicidae. The record is from RefSeq and is a predicted model, not a curated record. The coding region runs from base 600 to 1082 and encodes 160 amino acids. The transcript is spliced from 4 exons.